AUGGAAGAUGCAGUGCAAGGCAUAUUAUUGGCAGCCGAGCUUGCCAAAACUGCAGAAGUUUGGAACAUUGGUGGUGACAAUGAUUACUCCAUUGAUGAAAUGAGACAGGUACUGGAUGGAAAAAAUGUUACACCAUCGCCUUGUCCGUCUUCCUUAUCCUCGGAGAAGGCCAAAAAAGAUCUGGGCUAUGAGGCCCACGGGAAUGAGCUCAAAGCUCUCGCAAGCCUUUCCGCUCCAAUGACACUUCAGCCAGCUGGUUCGGCCGCUAAAAUUCUCCUUUACGGCUCCAGAGGCUGGAUUGGACGGCAAUUCGUGGAGCUACUGCAGAAAGAAGGCGUGGCUUACGUUGAAGCCAAAACUCGUCCAGGAACUGAUGCUGAUGAAGUCAUUAGGGAGGAGAUGGUCCAGGUUGCACCUAGCCAUGUGAUGUCGAUGAUUGGGAGGACACAUGGGGAAGGUGUGAACUCGAUUGCGUACCUCGAAGGUGGACCAGAUAAACUGAAGCUGAACAUGCGCGAUAAUCUCUAUGCACCAUGGAUCUUGGCCAGUCUUUGCGAAAAGAUGAAUAUUCACUUUACUUAUCUAGGAACUGGUUGUCUAUUCAAAUACGACGCCGAGCAUCCAAUUGAUGGGCCAGGUUAUAAGGAAGACGAUGUUGGCAACUAUGAUGGUACCUCCUACUCAGCCGUCAAAUGCUUUACCGAUCGCCUUUUACGACAUUUUGACAAUACCCUACAAUGUAGAAUCCGUCUACCAGUUAAUUAUGAACCAGAUAACCGGAAUCUAGUCGCGAAGGUAAGUAUAUCUAUUUCGAAAGAUCCGUAAGA
Molecule: messenger RNA, 827 nt
Organism: Cylicostephanus goldi
Lineage: Eukaryota; Metazoa; Nematoda; Chromadorea; Rhabditida; Strongylidae
Source: the annotation of a GenBank genome assembly